GAUGCACCGGAAUAGUCAUGUGAGCUAUAGCAUAUCAGUGCUACCAAGUUGUAAUAUAAAAAUAAUUUGUGUAGAAUCCUACGGUUAUUAGCAAAAUAGUUUAAAACUUGAAAGUAUAAGCGUUCAUGAAAGCACAAAAAAGUAAAAAUAUAUUAUAUUUAACGUACCAAAGUGUUUUCAACGUAAUUAUGAUUGUGUGUGCGUAUGUUUUACAAAUAAUGCCAUUGUAGGUAGGUGCCAUAUACUUCCGGUAAAUUAAGGAACAAUUGAGAUGAGAUCCCGCUUUUAUGAGCGUUUGUAAUUUGUGUGCUCAAUUCUUAUUGUAUUUUCAAGUUAUUCAACUCGAGACCCGCCGAUGUUGUCAUAAAAUAAACUUUUGUUAUUUCGUUUAAAUCUCUGCUGACCAACGAGCUUGGCAGUGUGUUUGUGUACACUUCUUCAUAUGUUUGUAUGUAUGUGCGUUUAAAAAUACGCUGUCGCAGCUUAUAAUAGGCUUGGAAAAUGGUAUGAAAGUGGCUACCGUCUCACAUUUCAUUUAUUUUGCAGAGAGUGUACCCGAAUAAUGUACUCUGGAAAUAACAGAAUUUCCUAUUUAUUAUUAAACAUUUCAUUUGCUUGGUGAGUUCCAUUUUCAACUUCAAAAUGAGAACUAUUCUGCACUUACUGCUGCAUGUCUUCUUGCUACACAUCGUCCACGCGGCAAAGCACGGAGCGCGUCGCAACGUUGUGCUUAUAAUUUUUGACGACUUGCGUCCAGCGCUGGGCGGCUACGGUGAUCAUCUGGCGCAGACCCCACAUUUAGACGCAUUCAUGAAAGAGAGUCAUCACUUUACACGCGCUUAUAGCCAGCAAUCGCUGUGUGCUCCUAGUCGUAACUCUAUGCUUACUGGCCGCCGUCCGGAUACGCUGCAUCUCUACGACUUUUACAAUUACUGGCGCGAUUUUACCGGCAACUUUUCCACGCUGCCCCAGUAUUUCAAAGCGCACAAUUACUAUACAUAUGGAAUUUCAAAAGUUUUCCAUCCAGGCAUUUCAUCGAACAAUACGGACGAUUAUCCCUACAGUUGGUCGCUGCCCGUUUUUUGGCCUCGGAGUGAGAAGUACAUGAAUUCACCAGUGUGUCCGGAUGCUGGUGGUGUAUUGCGGAAAAACCUUAUCUGCCCUGUGCACCUACAAACUCAACCGUUGAAGACGUUGCCUGACAUUGAGUCCACCGCGGAAGCUAUACGCUUUGUCACAUCUUACAAGCGACGUAAGCCGUUUUUCCUAGCAGUUGGUUUUCACAAGCCGCAUAUUAAUUUCCGCUUUCCACAACACUACAUGGACCAAUUUCGUCUUGAAGAUUUCAAUAAUUAUACGACAGAUAUCCAUAAACCAGAGGAUAUGCCAAGUGUCGCUUGGAAUCCCUAUACGGAUGUGCGUUCGCGGGAUGACUUCAAACAUCAAAACAUUUCCUUCCCUUACGGUCCGAUCUCGGCGAAACAUCGCGCCCAGAUACGUCAGGCCUACUACGCAUCUGUUACUUAUGUUGACGACCUCUUCGGAAAAUUUAUAGCACAUCUAAAUAAGAGUAAUACCAUCGUACUGGUGACCAGUGAUCAUGGCUGGUCUUUGGGUGAACAUGCAGAAUGGGCCAAGUACAGCAAUUUCGAAGUGGCUUUGCGUGUGCCACUCAUCAUCCGUAGUCCAGAGUUCCCGACACCCACAUCGCAGCAUAUCCACGCGAUCGUUGAACUCAUAGACAUUUUCCCAACAUUGGUGGACUUAGCGCAUUUGCCGGCAUUGCCAAUUUGUAAUAGCUCAGCACCUUCUAAUGAAAAUUUAAUUUGUGGCGAAGGCAAAAGCUUAUACCCACUCCUACAGGGAAUCGGUUUGAACAAGGAAUACGUGGCUUUAAGCCAAUAUCCACGCCCAGGCAUUGUGCCGACAAAGCAUCCCAACAGUGACAAGCCGAAACUACCAAACAUCAAGGUGAUGGGCUACUCGAUGCGCACUAACGCGUUUCGUUACACGAUCUGGGUGCGUUUCAACACACAUAAUUUUACUAAAGAUUGGAAUGAAAUAUUUGGGGAGGAGUUAUACGACCAUCGCUUGGAUGCGGAGGAACACGUAAACCUGGCUAAAAUUUCAGAAUUUGAUGAGAUCCGUGCGCUUCUGAAGCACCAAUUAAUAACUGCUUUUUCGAAAUAACAGCACCAUAAACUAUAUUAUUAGCCUAGUUAAAAUAUGAUAUAAAGAUAUAGAUGGUAAAGUGUGAGAUAAAGAUAUAUAAGUUGAUUUUUUCUGGUUCUUCUUUAGUAGUCCGGCACCGAUCAAAUUUGCCUUAAUUUAUUCAUAGUUUUAACAUUUAAUUAAUUCUCUUGACCCGUUAUCGAAUGUACUAGAGCGCAGUUGUCACAAUUAUGGUAAUAUGCAAAUUCAAUUUAAAUGGUGUUAAAAUCGUCCAGAUCAAACCUCUAGCAGAAGAACAAGAACAAGACAUUAGAUCAAUGGAAACGCUAUGUGGAUUUCCAUCUGAGCUGGGUUUGUCAUCAACCUCAUUGGGGGAAAAAAGACCAGCCGCAUAGGAAAAUGCUUUAAAGCGUCUGAUAGAGACAGGACUAGAGAUGCUCAUACAUGCAUACUAUAUACCUAAUAAGCUUCUCAUGGCAUUGGGUUAGGCUUUUUUCGAUUAAUUCAACGAGGUUCGUUCAGUUUCAAUGCCUAUGGAGGUGUUCAUCAUUGCCAUUGUAUUGCACAUAAAACCAUUCCCAAAGAAAAUAGAGAAAAUAAUAUUUAUUUUAUUCAUUAAUUUUC
Zeugodacus cucurbitae (melon fly) is the source of this 2796-nucleotide messenger RNA. RefSeq names its product iduronate 2-sulfatase (gene Ids). The coding region runs from base 643 to 2190 and encodes 515 amino acids. The transcript is spliced from 3 exons. The record is from RefSeq and is a predicted model, not a curated record. Gene Ontology annotation, molecular function: iduronate-2-sulfatase activity. Lineage: Eukaryota; Metazoa; Arthropoda; Insecta; Diptera; Tephritidae.